Messenger RNA from Hemicordylus capensis (graceful crag lizard), 3179 nucleotides. RefSeq names its product aldehyde dehydrogenase 3 family member B1 (gene ALDH3B1). Gene Ontology annotation, molecular function: aldehyde dehydrogenase (NAD+) activity. Gene Ontology annotation, biological process: aldehyde metabolic process. The transcript is spliced from 10 exons. The coding region runs from base 856 to 2265 and encodes 469 amino acids. Lineage: Eukaryota; Metazoa; Chordata; Lepidosauria; Squamata; Cordylidae. The record is from RefSeq and is a predicted model, not a curated record. Gene Ontology annotation, cellular component: cytoplasm.
GGACAGAUAUAAUUUAAAUUUUUGCUGUUUGGAAGCAACAGAGGAGACGGGAAAAGAGAGGGGGGGAGAGAGAUGAGAAAUGCAAGGGAUGAUUGUGAGCAAAUGCACUGCAGUUAAAUGUACUUUAAUGUGCUUGAAGUACAUUAACAUACUGGGAACACCGAGCAGAGGAUUCCUCUCUACUUCAGUCUGGCGGCCAGUCUCUGGCCCUGGUCACAGCUGGUUUGGAAUUUCCUUUAUAGGCCUUUAAUGCCAGCUUUAGGGUUAUGGUCACUGGUGUUCUUAUUUGUCGAGAGUCUGCCUUAGUUACACAUGCUUCACUGUGGUUCAGAUAGUCUGCAGACUAGUUUUUUCAGGGAUUUAUAGCCUUACAGCUUGUUGCUCACUGUGAUUUGUAGUUCCUGGAAACUCCAGUAUUCCUGUACAUAUCCUCCCGUGUUCCUGUUUUAUUCAUUGAGGCUUGAUAUGUAGGAAAAUGCAUGUUGAGUAUUACCACCUACUGAGUUUAGGAGUUCUGCACUGUGAUGGUUUGUCCUAAAUACCAAUGGAACCUAUGGGCCAAGAUGGCUGCUCCUAUCUCUAGCAGCCCAGUGUGAUUGUGAUCCCCAAUGAAGUAUCGGGGCACCCCUGACCCCAAUAGGGGACGUUCGUUCCUGGGCGGAUGGAGCCCAAUAAUCAGCCCAGACGAGAGGACUUAAGAUCAAAGUUUUAUUUGCCCUUAAGUAGCAAAGGUGCUGCUCGGCUCGCACUCAAAGCACGACAGAGGCCUGAUACAGAAGCAACACAUUUAUACACCAAAUUAUCCUUAAGAAAACAGUUACACAAAAAGAAGCAGCUAUAUGUCAUAACUCAUGUAUGAAUCCCUAUGCUGGCCUGGUAGACUGUUUGCGGGCCACUUGGCUAACAGGAAAGACGCGCCCUGUGGAGUAUCGGAGAGAGCAGCUGGAGGCGCUUGGUCGCUUUCUGGAUGAGAGGAAGCAAGAUAUUAUAAAUGCCUUGCACCAAGAUCUGCGCAAGCCCCCUUUUGAGACGGAGCUCUCUGAGCUUUCCCUCACUAGGAAUGAGGUGAACUGUGCACUCAACAACCUGUGCUGCUGGAUGAAGGAUGAAUGCGUGCACAAGAACCUAGCCACAAAGCUUGACUGUGCCUUCAUCCGUAAGGAUCCCUUUGGAGUGGUAGUCAUCAUUGCAACCUACAACUACCCCAUCAACCUUGCCUUGAUACCACUGGUGGGAGCUAUUGCAGCUGGGAACUGUGUGAUUCUCAAACCUUCAGAACUAAGCACCUGCACUGAAAGACUCCUUGCUGAUACACUACCUUGCUAUCUUGACCCGGAUACCUUUGCGGUGGUGACAGGCAGCCAUGAAGAGACCGGUCAGUUACUGAAGAACAAGUUUGAUUACAUCUUCUUCACAGGAAGUCCCCGGGUGGGGAAGAUCAUUAUGGCUGCAGCGGUCGAACACCUGACACCUCUGACUCUGGAGCUGGGAGGCAAAAAUCCCUGCUAUGUGGACAAGUGCUGCAACUUCCAGAAUGCAGCCAACCGCAUCGUAUGGGCCAAGUACUUCAAUGCUGGCCAGACCUGCAUUGCGCCAGACUAUGUGAUCUGCACCGUGGAGACGCAGGAGAGGCUGAUGCCUUGCUUGCGCCAGGCUAUCCGUGAGUUCUAUGGCUGCUUUCCUCAGGACUCGGCCGACUUUGGCCGCUUGAUCAACGACAAGCACUUCCGCCGUGUACGAGCCCUGCUGGAUUGUGGUCGAUUGGCCAUUGGUGGAGAGACAGAUGAGUGUGACCGCUACGUUGCCCCGACUGUGCUGGCUGAUGUGAAGCCAUGGGAGCCAGUCAUGCAAGAGGAGGUCUUUGGGCCCAUCUUGCCCAUCGUCACCGUGGGAGACUUAGACGAAGCCAUCGCAUUCAUCAACUGCAGGGAACGCCCGCUGUCUGCCUAUGCCUUUUCCUGUGACUGCAAGGUUGUAAACCGGUUUUUGGACUGCACCAGCAGUGGUGGCUUUUGUGGCAAUGACUGCUUGAUGCAAACUACAUUGGUCUCCCUCCCAUUUGGUGGCAUUGGAAACAGUGGGUUUGGGAAGUACCAUGGCAAGUUCACGUUUGACACAUUCUCUCAUCAUCGCGGCUGCCUCCACCGCUGCAUGGGCCUGGAGACAAUCAACCAGCUUCGUUACCCACCCUAUACCGAGCACAACCUGGGGUUGCUACUCACCUCAACAGAGGUCAAGCGCAAAGGCAUGUGCACCCUGCUGUGAAUGCCCAUGAAUCACAUAUGCCUUGUGCCACCUGGAGUUGCUAGGAAGAACUGGAGAGAUUGUUCUUUCAUCUGGGAUCUUGCCUUGCCUCCUGAAAAGGCCCUUGCAAAAAGCUCUACUUUCUUGGGGGGGAAGGGAAACAUCCCUGUCCUGGCCCUCUUCCCCAUCCCAUUCUUUCCCCUAGUUUAGUACAGAUUAGUUAAUACUGUUAGGACACUUCUUGUGUUGCUUUCCAGCUCUCUUUGCCUAGUUAUUGGGAAGGGUGAGAAAAGGCAAGAGAUAAGUAAGCCAGGUAUGUUGCACAACACACCUGCUGCUUCACUUGUGCCCUGGACUAGUAAUCCCUUUGAGUAAUAACAAUGGGAAUGUAGAUAAGUGAAUAGUCUUAAAGGAGAGAUAAAAGUAUUUAUUGUGAAUAUUAUUUAUCAUAUUUUAAUGCUGCCUGAUAUGUACAUCUCGAGGCAGAGUACAAAAAUUAACACAAUAUAAAACAGAGUAAAAACAUUCAAAAUUUCACAAAAUGCAGCAAAGAUCUCAUAAAACAAAAACAAAUUAAACAGUUAAAAUUAUGUAGGGGCUGGGUCCAAAAGGUUUAACCCAUGCAAGCUGUGGUGCAGACACAUUCUCCACCAAUCAUGUACUUUCCACAUAGAUAUGCCUCUUCUAGAAAACGAACAUUCUUUCAACAUCUGUUUCUGCAAAGCAGUCCUUUCUUUAACUUAGAUUUCUCCUCCCAUUAGUUUCUAUAGAGAACAGCUAAGUAUGUUUACUCAGAAGUAAAGGCUACCAAAUGCAAAGGGACUUCUUAGUAAAUAUGCUAAGGACUGCAGCCUUACUGAUAUUACUUGCAAAAUAUACGAUUAUACAAGACAGUGUUUUUUGCUUCUGUAAUAAAGGCCUUCCACCAAACCUUG